CAGCUGUACUGCAGGGAGCUGACAGGAGCCUCUCCCGCUUAACAAUUUCACGUGGAAAUUUUUCCAUCAUGACAUUUUCGAUUUGAAUUUUGUUUCCUCAACGCGUUUAUAAAGGCAGGGUUAAAUGCAGUUCACUGACUGAAAGGAUAUCCUUUUAAAAGACUGCUGCUUACUUAGUCCUCACCAUGGCGACGGUUGUGAUGGAGCAGAUUGGGCGCCUGUUUAUCAAUGCACAGCAGCUUCGUCAGAUCCCCCGUUUCCUGGAGUCUGCCUUCCCUACUUUGCCUUGUACUGUGAUGGUCAGUGAUGUGCCGUGGGUAUUCCGCGAGUCACACAUUUUCACAGGCUACAGGCCACCAGAUCAGAGCUGGCGCUACUACUUCCUAACUCUGUUCCAGAGGCAUAACGAGUCUUUAAAUGUGUGGACACACCUGCUGGCCUCCCUCAUUAUAUUAGUCAAGUUUCAGGAGCUGUCUGAAACUGUGGACUUCCUGCGUGACCCUCACGCCCAGCCGCUUUUCAUCUUGCUCCUAGCUGCGUUUACCUACCUGGCCUGUAGCGCACUGGCCCACCUACUCUCAGCCAAAUCUGAGCUCUCCCACUACACUUUCUAUUUCUUGGACUAUGUGGGUGUAGCUGUAUAUCAGUAUGGCAGUGCCCUGGCCCAUUUUUACUAUGUUGUUGAAGAAGAAUGGCACUCUCUAGUGCGAAGUUUAUUCUUGCCAGCUGCAGGCUUUUUGGCCUGGCUGUCUUGCACAGGCUGCUGCUACGGCAAGUACGCCAGCCCAAGCAUGCCUAAGUUUGUUCACAAGCUAUUCCAGGUGGUGCCCUCGGGCCUGGCCUACUGUUUAGAUAUCAGUCCAGUGUUCCAUCGCAUCUAUAAAUGCUACAGCUCCGAGCAGGGCUGUGCAGACCAGGCAGUGAUCUACCACUGCUAUCAGGUCCUUUUCUUUUUGAUUAGUGCCUACUUCUUCUCGUACCCUCACCCGGAGCGCUGGUUCCCUGGAUGUUGUGACUUCAUCGGACAGGGCCAUCAGAUCUUCCACGUUUUCCUCGUGCUCUGCACUCUAGUGCAGAUUGAAGCAGUCCGACUGGAUUAUAGUGAGAGAAGACCUCUCUACGAACGUCUCCAUGGUGACUCGCUGGCUCACGAUGCGGUGGCUCUGUUUAUCUUCACAGCAUGUUGCAGUGCACUCACUGCUUUCUAUGUGCGCAAACGGGUGAAGGCAUUUCUAGAAGAAAAGCAACAGUAGAAGUUUUGGCAAGAUAAGGGUCUGGGACAAGAUAACCAUGCUUGCACAUGUGGGAAAGAUUGCACUGGUCUACAACUGAAAUGACUAAUAGAAUGCAAAAGACCUACUUCCUAUUUCUUGUUUAUUUGUUAUUCAUGAUUUUGUUCUGUGGCCUGCCAGUGCUGUUUACCAAACUGGUGACAUGCUUUAAAACUGCAAUACACAGACAGUAACUCUAAAAAAUGGAUUGCCUACUGAAAGGUUUUGUGCUCAACUCUUAAGCUAAUCUUAUUGACGACUGCCAUUACACCCCAUUUAACACAGCAUUUAUGUGUGAUCUAUGAGGUGGUAUCCGCCUUUUUGCUGACAGAUCACUUUGCAUACAGGAACCAUUGUAGAUAGUUUAGGUGGAUCACCACUGGAUUUGUACAGACUUGCAUUGUGCCUCUAAAUCUGACCUCAUCUAGGUGCAUUAAUGCUUGGGCGCAGUAUGCUACUCUUAAAUCAAUGUUACACAUCAGUAAACAUAAUUGCCAUGCCAUCAGACCAUUGCAUACCAGUGUGGCAACAUAACUCAUUUGGAUGUCAAAGUUAAACAUGCAGAUCAUGAAUAAAUAUAUAU
Molecule: messenger RNA, 1854 nt
Organism: Myxocyprinus asiaticus (Chinese sucker)
Lineage: Eukaryota; Metazoa; Chordata; Actinopteri; Cypriniformes; Catostomidae
Product: membrane progestin receptor alpha-B
Exons: 2
Coding region: 186-1253 (355 amino acids)
Biological process (GO): response to steroid hormone
Cellular component (GO): plasma membrane
Molecular function (GO): steroid binding; nuclear steroid receptor activity
Source: RefSeq, a predicted model, not a curated record